Arachis duranensis is the source of this 1317-nucleotide messenger RNA. RefSeq lists its product as uncharacterized. Bases 1 to 1317 code for a protein of 438 amino acids. NCBI's taxonomy places the organism in Eukaryota, Viridiplantae, Streptophyta, Magnoliopsida, Fabales, Fabaceae. The record is from RefSeq and is a predicted model, not a curated record. The transcript is spliced from 4 exons.
AUGUUCUGUAUUUAUCAACAAGCCCGAUUUUACGUGCCGAUUAUAGAGCUGUACGUUGAUUUCGAACAGCAUUCGAGCCUGGACCUGGUCGGCGAGGAGGUCGAUGUUGAUGAGUGCGGAGACCUAGAUUGGGAAGAAGAUAACAACAAUAGUGAAGAGGAGUUCGAAGCCAACUAUAAAGUCGAUGACGAAAACGAUGACGGAGACUUGGCAGGCAAUCCGGCGAUACAGAAUGAAGCGGACUCGAUUGUAAGCCGGCACCCGUUUGGUGUUCCAUCUUUUGUGCGGUCUUUGUAUCUCGAAGCCAUGCAUGCCCCGGAAUUUUCUGAGUAUGCGAAUAUGGGUGAAGGCAACAUUGCGGCGGAAGAUAGUGAGUUUAGUGUCAGAAUGAAAUUUAGCUCUACAGAGUCGGUGAUAUCUACAAUCAAAAGUUACACUAUCUCUAGAAGAGUUUAUUACACUAUGUAUGAGUCUGAGCCGCAGACAUUCUAUGCGAAAUGCAAAGGUUAUGGUACCGGGUGCGACUGGCUUAUUCGAGCUAGCUUGAUUCGAAAGAAAGCUUAUUGGGAGAUCAGGAGAUACAAUGAUAAACACACUUGCACCAUGGGCACGAUCUCACAAGAUCAUGCCAAGUUGGACUCAAAUACAAUUGCAGAUGCCAUUAGGCCGUUGGUCGAAGCAGACCCAUCGAUAAAGGUGAAGUCUAUUAUUGCAAAAAUUCAAUUCAGGUUCAACUACACUGUUAAUUACCGCAAGGCUUGGUUGACAAAGCAGAAAUCUGUCGCAAAAGUUUUCGGUGAUUGGCAAGUUUCUUACCAGAUUCUGCUGGUAUCGUUGAAAGCAAUGACUGCAAAGAUGUCGAGGUCUCGUGUCCAAAUAAAGACGCUCCCCGUUUACCGUGAGAGUGAGGAGGUUCAAGGUAUAAGAGUUCUGCAUCGUGUUUUUUGGAGCUUCUAUCCAUGUAUAGUAGCCUUCCGACACUGCAAGCCACUGGUGCAGGUUGAUGGCACACACCUGUACGAAAAAUAUAAAGGUGCACUUCUAGUAACCGUUGCACAAGAUGUGAAUCAAAACAUUGUACCUAUUGCAUUUGCAAUAGUCGAGGCUCGCAGUAACAGUGCAUGGUCACCACCAAAAGCGUGGCACAUGUUCUACAUUAGGCACAUUGGGUCCAACUUCUUAAGGAGGUUUAAGGCUCCGUAUUUGCAUAAACUUGUGGUUAACACAGGAUAUUCGAAGAUAGAACAGGAGUACAACAAAAACUACCAAAGGCUUCAAGAGCGGGGUGAGGCGUACACGCAAUGGUGUGAUGAGUAA